Messenger RNA from Rhincodon typus (whale shark), 1894 nucleotides. RefSeq lists its product as uncharacterized. NCBI's taxonomy places the organism in Eukaryota, Metazoa, Chordata, Chondrichthyes, Orectolobiformes, Rhincodontidae. The transcript is spliced from 9 exons. The record is from RefSeq and is a predicted model, not a curated record. Gene Ontology annotation, molecular function: protein binding. The coding region runs from base 79 to 1479 and encodes 466 amino acids.
AAUGGAGAAAAUUUCCUGCGGGUCUGGAACUUAGCUUCUAAGAUCAAUGAUCAGUCAUUGAGCAUCAGUGUGAACAAUAUGAAGAACACUGAAACGAUUGGGGAAAUUACUCCAAUGAAAAGCUAUCCUGGGUAUGUAGUGUGCAUGAGCUUAAAUGCAGAAGUUAUCUCUGUCUGGAACAUAAGAAAAUCUAAGUAUAUUGGACAAGCAGUCCAGUUAGAGCGGGGGCUGGUUGAAAGUACAAGCACUGUACUCGUGAGAGAUAUGAAACUUUACAUCCUUUCAGAUAAGAGCUCAGCUACUUCCACAGAAACACCAAGGCCCAUUUUUCAGACACUUGUAAUGUAUGAUCUGUUGAAAAAAAAGUUCUCGAAGAAAUUGACUGGCCUGUAUAUUAUCCCUUCUCCCAAGCAUGAAUAUAGAAUUUUGCCAGGAGAUCUGCUACUAGGGUUAUCUGAAUACAGAGAUCACCUUGUUAUCUGGAACCUGAAUACUGGAUCAAUAAAGGAACGGAUCAGACCCACAUACAAAGACAAACUUUCCUUAAAUGUCUUCACUUCCUACUUAAAAGACAAUCUCUACAAAGAGCUUCUGGCCCAGAAGAAAAAAGAAAGAGAUACGAAAGGAUCAGGAGCAUUUCUCACUCCCUGGGAAAAGCGCAGUGAGACAAAGACGGCACAUAAAAGGAGGCUGGACAAGGAAGUGAAGCAGGAAAUUGAAAUAUUGCAGCAGUUCUCAAAUGAGAAGUCUAACCCCAUUGAUCAGUACCUGCUAAGUGGGGAUGAGAAGAUAAUUGUCUGCUCUUACUUUGCACAUCAUCUUGCUGUCUUCAGCUUGGAGACAGAAUCUCAUAUUCAGACCAUUGAAGACAGGACAUCCAUGCUGUUCUUGCACAUUGCUGCAUUGACAUACAGUGGCAGCUAUCUAGCGCUGUCAAAUUAUAAUGACAUGGAGAAAGUUAGUUACGUCACUUUGUGGGACUUGCAGACAGGGAAGGUCAAGAAACGUUUAAAAAAUGAACCAAACGUCUGUUGCAUUGCGAUCACGGGCAAUGCUGACCGAAUUGUGUUUGGUGUUAUGGAAGCAAACAGACUGAAAGUGUGGGACCCAUUCAGAAAAGGCCACAAGACAAUCCCAGGAUAUGAAAACCUUCACUUUAGAACAAACAGUACUGUGCAUUUGACAGAUCGCGGAUCAAAAGCAAUCGUUUUGGCAGGUGACGUGAGUAUUUGGGAUCUCGAUAGUGGCACAGUACUGUCCAUUUUUACACCAGACAGCGUUAUUCAGAACAUGACUUUAGCACUUGAAAGCAACCUCAUUCUUCUUGGCAUGAGCAACAACCCUGUCCUCAUUGUCUUAAAGCUGACAUCAAAGAACAAACUUGAAUUAACUUCCACAGGAGGGAAUAUGUUUGGAGAAGAAUCUAGCAGCGAGGAAGAUGACAAUUCUUAUGAAGAUUAUGGUCUUCCUCAAUCAUGAAUACAAAUAUUUUAACCAUUGGUUGGGCUGUAUCAGUUGAAUACAUUGAAUUGAUGGGGUCUGGUGACAUUUUAAGAACACGACUGAACCUUGCAGGGACUUCUACGUGCAGAUAUACUGCAACUUAUGCCACAUGUACAUUUAGUUAGUUUUCACUUAUGCUGCAUCAGAGUAGUUCAACUGAAGUGCAGACACCUUUCAAUUGCUAGGUUAUAAAUUAAGAUCAACCUGUUCAUUUUAUUUGGAAUUUCCAAAUAAAAUCAGAGCUAAUACAUUAGCAGAUUUUCAACAUUAAGUGGAUUAGCACAUCUUCCUGGUUUGUUUAGAAAUCAGCAGUAAACUGGUGGCCCAUUCAGACACUGUACUUUCUCCAUACAGCAGCACCUGGUCUAUGUGAAUAUUUAUUUUUCAAUGU